Oryzias latipes (Japanese medaka) is the source of this 4940-nucleotide messenger RNA. RefSeq names its product zinc finger protein, FOG family member 2a (gene zfpm2a). Gene Ontology annotation, molecular function: RNA polymerase II-specific DNA-binding transcription factor binding. Lineage: Eukaryota; Metazoa; Chordata; Actinopteri; Beloniformes; Adrianichthyidae. Gene Ontology annotation, biological process: cell differentiation; negative regulation of transcription by RNA polymerase II; heart development. Gene Ontology annotation, cellular component: nucleus. The record is from RefSeq and is a predicted model, not a curated record.
CCAGUCAGUCCGUGCGGAUCGCGGCGAAGCGCAGCCUCAUCACGGAGACCGGUGCUGAGGAAAGAGGAAGGGAGGACGCCACGGAGAGAGGGAGGGCUGCGGGCGUGCGUUCGCGCGCGAGCGCGUGUGUUCGUGUGUGUGAAGGAGAGAAAGUCAGAGCCAGAGCCAGAGACGAGAAAGAUAAAGGAAAGACAGACGGAACGAUAGAUCCGUGCGUAAAAAGCGCCCCUUCUUCUUUUUCUUCCCCACUUUUCAUUAGAAAAAUAAUAAAAGUAACAAAAACAGAGAGAAAGACAGAGCGUGGAUGAAGCAAAACCUAUCGAUCAGUCAGUACUACACCUGGAUUCACUGACCGCCGCCGCAGCAGGCAUGUCCCGAAGGAAGCAGAGCAACCCCAGGCAGAUCAAACGUCCUCUGGAAGAUGGCCUGGAGGAGGAAGAAGAGGAAUGCGUCUCCGAGGAGAACGAGAUGUUGGCCAAAGACGAGUUUUCUGCGGAGGAGAACUUUACGGCUGAGUUUGAGAGCGGGAACAUGAGCUGCGAAGACAUGGACUACUUUUGCAACAAAGGAGAGGAAGACGGCAACCGAGAGGCAGGGGAAGGGGAGACGGAGGGUCAAGGCGAGAACGGCAGGCACGCCACUGUUGGGCCAGACGAAUGGGAUGGACCAAGAGAGCUGGACGCAUUCCUAAAGGAUGGCGAGCGGCGGAUUCACAGCCGGCAGCAGCUCCCUGUGGGAACCACGUGGGGACCCUUCGAGGGCAAGAUUGAGAUGAGCACUGACACCACGGCACUGAAGACGAAGAGCACGGUCCCGGUGGUGCUGAGCGCCGGCCCCAGGUGGCUGCUGGAUGUGACUUGGCAGGGAGCGGAGGACAACAAAAACAACUGCGUGGUGUACAGCAAAGGAGGACAACUGUGGUGCACCACCACCAAGAACAUGAUGGAGGGCGAGGAGCUGGUGGCGUUUGCGGUGGACUUUGACUCGCGCCUGCAGGCGGUGAACCACAUGUCUCUGAGCGAGGGCAUGUACCCCGCCCGGCUGCUGGACAGCAUCCAGCUCCUGCCUCAGCAGGCCGCCAUGGCUUCCAUCCUCCCCACCGCCAUCGUUAACAAGGACAUCUUUCCCUGUAAGGCAUGCGGGAUCUGGUUUCGGAGUGAAAGGAACCUGCAGGCACAUCUCAUGUACUACUGCAGCGGACGGCAGAGAGAGCCGGAGACGGUGGUGGAGGACAGUGACAGUGGACCCCACCAGAGUCCCAGCAUCUGUCCCUUUCCACAGUGCAAUAAGAGCUUCUCUGGAGCCAGAGCCCUGGAAAUGCACCUGAGCACCUCCCACAGUGGUGUCAAAAUGGAAGAGAGCCUCCCUCCUGGCACUAGCUUGAAAUGCACAAUCUGUAACUACACGGCGGAUUCUCUUAUUACAUUCCAGCAUCACAUCAUGUCUCACCUGUCACAGGCGGCCUUCAGAUGCAAUCACUGCCAUAUCAGCUUCCAGAGCCACAGGGAACUCUUACAGCAUCAGGACUUACAUGGGCACGGCAGCAAACUUCACAGGGAAGGCGACGGCACCGAGCAUUCCCCCAGGGGGCCGGAGGACAGCCUCCAGCAGCAGCAGCCCCGCGCCGAGCUGGCCAACAGGAAGGACGCUCUGAUGGGAAGUCCCAAAGGAGCCCUCAGCAAAGAGACCAGCACCGACGGGGAGACUGACAAGGCUGAGAAGAAGCCCCUGCUGUCUGCGCAGAAGGGUGAGGCCCACCCAGGCAGCAAAGCCAGUUUCUCCUACACCAGGAUCAAGUCUGAGCCCUCCAGCCCCAGACUGGCCUCCUCCCCCGUGCAGCAUAACAUGCCUACAUUUCCCAUGGGGCCAUUCUUGUCUCAGUUUGCUUUCUCCCAAGACAUUUCUGUUGUCCCACAGGCUUCAGAGAUUUUGGCUAAAAUGUCAGAGCUGGUGCACCGGAGGCUGCGCCAUGGAGGAAACAGCUACCCCCCUGUCAUCUAUAGUCCUCUCAUGCCCAAAGGAGCAACCUGUUUUGAAUGCAAUAUCACCUUCAGCAACCUGGACAACUACUUGGUCCACAAAAAGCAUUAUUGCAACAGUCGCUGGCAACACAUGACAAAGUCCCCCGACUUUUCCGCCCUCGCAGAUAAGGUGUCAGAGGCUGUAAGCCCCAACAGCGGUCACACUUCGGUCAGCAUGCUGGCUGGCUGCCACCCCGCAGAGGCCGACAGCCACCUCAUGCAGUCAGCUUGCCUCAGUUCCAACAUGCUGGACAUGAUCAACGCUGGCGCCAAAGGGCCCGAGAAGGACCUCUCAGGUCAGGUGAAGAAGGGCUCGACCCCCACCGGGACUGAGGACAGGCUCAACGGCAAGCAAAUGGAGGGGAAAAGCCCCACUACAGGUUUGGGGGAUGCAGAAAAUGAUCCAACCAAGACAACUUGCGACGCCUGCAAUAUCACCUUUAGUCGUCACGAAACGUACAUGGUCCACAAGCAGUACUACUGCGCCACGCGCCACGACCCCCCCAUGAAACGCAUGUCUAACAACAAGGUGCCCUCUGUGCAGAGAACCAUGAGGACCCGCAAGCGCAGGAAGAUGUACGAGAUGUGCCUCCCUGAUCAGGACCACCAGAGGCCCCCCAUGGGUCAACCGGGUUUCCUUGGAGUUCCUCCCAUGAACCCUUGUACGUCUCAGGAGGCCGUGGAGAGCCUUGCUGACCGUUUUCAACCCCGCUGUGAUAUCUUCCCAGGUAUGGUGCCCAAACACCUGGAGGCCUCCCUGACUGUCACUAAGUCUAUUCUGGCCCCUAAAUGCAACACAGUGGAACAGCAGGAGCUGGAUGCACCCAUUGAUCUCAGCAAAAAAUGUUCGCCAGUCCCUGACAAGACGUGUAGCUCUCCAAAAAGACUUUUGGACUAUCACGAAUGUGCAGUGUGCAAAAUAAGUUUUAACAAAGUGGAAAACUACCUGGCACACAAACAGAACUUUUGCCCUGCGACAGCGGCUGCUGCUGCUGCCGCCGUUGCUCAACAGCAACAACCCCAACAGCAGCAGCAGCAGGGUGAGAGCGGCAACCUGGAGGCUACUGCCUUUCCAGAUGUGAAGAGUGACGGCAACAACAACCCCGAUGACGGCUACAAGAGCCCUGGCAAAUGUGAAAAGAAUGGCAAUGGGAAGGUGACAGUGCAGAAUGGGGGAAUGUUCCCUCCUCACCUGGGGCCUGUACCUGGACUCAAACCUUUCACAGAGCCCCAGAUCGUCCCUUCAAAAGAAGAAAACAAGAACAUGUUUCUGCCCCACUGCCUUUAUCCCGGAGCAAUAAAGAAGAUGAAAGGUCCCGAGCAAAUAUCACCAUAUUUCGGAAUAAAGCCGACUGAUUAUGUGUCUGGGGCUCCAGCGGGGCAGGGAGAGGCGGGCGAGCCGGAGCCCAGCGUUAAUGGGGGAGGAGGAGCUGGAAAGACUGGAACGACCAGAGAGCAGACACCACAGACAGCUCCAAACGGCUGCCCCCACCCUGGCAAAGAACCCCUACCUUUGCUACCUAAGAACCGGGGCAUGGUCAUUGUCAACGGGGGGCACAAACCGGACGAGCGCUCAGGCACCGCUGCACCACAGCAGGAGAACCAGCCCCAGCCGGACACCCAACCCUCCAAUCCCUCGCCCACGUGGGCCAUGGAAAACCAGGCCGACUCCAACGAGAACAUGUCCCCUUCCUCCAAGUCCCCCAGCGAGGAGGCGGCCCCCGCUGCAAUCAAAGGAGUGAACGGCUCUGGAAGCGGCAAAUACUGCCGCCUCUGUGACAUCCAGUUCAACAACCUAUCAAACUUUAUUACUCAUAAGAAGUUUUACUGUUCAUCACACGCUGCGGAGCAUGUGAAAUAAGACCCUUCUCAGAACGUUCCUCCUGACUUUUGCUCCUUUUUCCUCCUUUGUUUGGGUACACUGUUGUGUCUAAAAUAGUGCAUCACGCAGUGCUGAACGCUGCUUGUGGACAAUCAAGAGAAGCUUCUUCUUUCAUCGUUUUCAGACUUUAAAAUGCAAAAAGCAUUGGUUUAAAAAACAAAAACAAAAAAAUCAAGAAGAACAUUGGUGCCACGUUCACUUUAAUUUAUUUUACAAUCAGUAUUAAUAGGAGUAGUGAUCUUAAUUUAAAUUCAAAAUGAAAUUUAUAUCAGAGUUGUUUGUAAUGUUAUUGUAUAGUCAUUCUUGUGUAGCACACAUUGUUUACACUGUAACGUAGGCUCAACGAAACAAUAGACAAUACAAAAACGAGAAGCAUUUUAGACACAAAAAUAGCUACUGAGACACUUGUGUAUUCUUAUUUGCUGUAUCAGUUUCUCUAUAUGUUCAAAAUGUCUCUUGCAGAUUGCUCCUGAUGACUCGACAGCCUUACAAGUCACCGUCUGGGGGGGGGGGGGGGGGGUUCCCAGGCCCGGCCCUGCAUUUCACAUUUUGGCAUAUGUAUCCAUGGCUUUGCAUACAUCUGUGGCUGUUUGUCUGUGUCUCUUUUCUUCAUCAGAUGUGGAUGUUUUCAUGAGGAUGACGACAUUCUUGUAUAGUACUCGUAUUUCUGUUUGAUGAUACACUUUGUUCUCCCUUUUUGAAAUUUGCUCUCAAUGCAAUACUUUGUAAAUGAGGGAACAUUACUGAGGCAGUAUUAUGAAAUGGGGAGUGUGCAUAUAAUUAUUUGUAACCCCCGAAGGGGGAGGGGGGAGGGGUGAAUCUCUACAAGAAUUAAGUUUAUUGCGGAUGAACAAGUUGGGUGGGAGGUCAGUGGGAAUACUGAUGUAAAAUGAUCAUUCCAAUGUCCUGAUUAUGGGAGAAAAUGUUUCUUAAAACGUUGUUGCUAUGCAUGUAUAUGGAUGGAAUUCAAUUCCAGAUCUGUUGGAAAUUUUUAUUUUGAUGUGGUGUCAUAAUUAAACUUAAAUCCUCAGGAUAAA